AUGAUGUACAAUGACAAUAAAGUUAUUCUAUUCUGUCCUAAAGAAGGGGUCAUGCACAACAAUAGGCUGUUAACCUGCCUUUUCUCACUGACCGCUCCUUGCCGUCUCCAACAGGUCCUGCGACCCCUUCGUCCCAGGUGGUGGGACCCCGACAUGGCAGCCGCCCAAGGCCACUCCGCCGCCCCCAGCGCAGCCCCUUCGUCCUCCUGGCUGUGGGAGGCGCUGGCCAGUGGGUUCCUCUCCUGCCCCAUCUGCCUGGAGCGCUUCAGCCGGCCCAAGAUCCUGCCCUGCCUCCACACUUACUGCCAGGGCUGCCUGGAGACACUGCUGGACGGGCGGGCGGAGGAGGAAGCGGAGGAGGCGGCCGAGGAGGAGGCGGAUGCGCAGACGCUGCGCUGCCCCGAGUGCCGCGUCCGGGUGCCCCUCCCGGCCGGAGGGGUGGCCGCCCUCAAGACCAACUUCUUCAUCAACGGGCUGCUGGACCUGGCCUGCCCCGCAGGGAGGGCGCCCUCCUCCCCCGCCUGCGCCCUGUGCCCCCUCAUCGGGCAGGAGCCCCCCCGGCCGGCCUCCUCGCACUGCCUGGACUGUGCCGACGACAUGUGCCCGUCCUGUGCUGGGGGGCACCGCUGCUCCCGGCUGACGCACAACCACCGCGUGGUGGACAUGGAGGGAUACCUCUCAGGGCGCUACGACCGGGAGGUGCGGGAGCGGCAGGCCUCCCGCUGCAAGAAGCACUCUGGGGAGGAGCUGCGCUUCUUCUGCGACCGUUGCGCGGCCCCGCUUUGCCGGGAGUGCCGCCUGGGCCCUCACCUGCAGCAUCCCUGCCGGACCCUGGCCGAAGCGGCCGAGGAGCGCCGCCUGGCAGUCGAAGAGCUCCUGGGGAAGGUCGAGGCGGUGGCACGUCGCUUGGCCACAGACAGGGCCGGCCUGGAAGCCGCGGUGGAGGGGCUGGAGGCCGGCCAGGCCAGGAUCCGGACCCGGGUGGAAGAGGCCUGUUCGCGGGCGGUGGCCUGGCUGCUGUCCCAGCGGGAGGAGGUGCUGGCCCGCCUUUCAGAGCACGUGGAGGAGCGGAGGAAGGCCUGGGCGGCCCUGCGCUCGGAGCUGGAGCUGCAGGAGCAGGUGGCCUCCAGCACAGCGGCCUUCGCCCGGAGGGUCCUGACCCAGGGCCAAGGGGUGGAGGUCCUCUCCCUGGAGCAACUGGUCUCUGAGCGGCUGAAGGAGCUCCAGGAGGGACACUCCGAUGAGACGCUGCAGAUCCGGCUGCCCCGGCUGGAGAUUGACCUGGCGGACCUGGAGGGAGGCCGCAGCCCCUUCCGCCUAGAGGAAGAGGGAGAGGAAGAAGAAGAGGAGGAGGAGCUCAGCAGAGCAGAGAAGAAGAGGAGGAAGAAGAAGACGAAGAAGCAGCAGCAGCAGCAAGAGCCCCAGACUGGGGGAGAGGCUCCCAAAGCCCCCAGCCCAGAAAAGCCCUCCAGUCAAGAGGUCCUACCUGCAGCUCCCAGCCGUGCGGCCCCCAAGGCCUUCUUCUCCUGCAGCUUCUGGGCCAAGACCCCCACGGACAAGCGGCGCCCGCAGGUGACCGGCCUGUGCCCCUUUGGCCCUGGGGAGCUUCUGGUGGCCGACGAGACGAACGGGCAGCUGAAGCGCUUCUCCUUGCAGGGGGAGUUCAGGGGGACGGUGCCGGUCCCCGAGGGGGUGGCGCCUUUCAGCGUGGCCGCCCUGGGCAGCAAGGUGGCCUUCACGGCCGGCUCCCGGCUCUUCCUCCUGGACGGCCAUGGGGGGCUGGCCUGGGAGAAGGCGCUGCCAAAAGGUCAGGCCAACCAUGCCAUGGCGGCCUUGGGGAGCGACCGCCUGGCGGUCAGCGUAACUGGGCACGUGGAGCUCUACAACCUGGAAGGGCAGCAGGUGGGCAAGGUCCGGCCGGGGGGCUCUGCCAGGCACUGCCUGGUCUUCCUGGCCAGGCGUGAGGGGGGCUUUGUGGGGUCAGACUGGCACUAUAACAGCGUGGUGCUCUUUGCAGAGAAUGGGGGGCUGGUGGCCGAGUGCCAGGAGAGGCAGCUGGGGGGCUGCCAGCCGGGGUCUGUUUGCACCGACCCUCGGGGCACUGUCUAUGUGGUCUUGAGGGAGCUUAACCGGGUGCUGGCCCUUUCCCCGGCCGGGGAGGUGCUCGGGGACUUCCUGACGGCCGAGAACGGCAUUGACCGGCCCCGCAUGGCCACCGUGGCUGGGGAUGGGCGCUUGGCGGUGGCCCUCUGCAACGGGACCAUCCACGUCUUUAAGAUCAGGUACUAGGGCAAGAGAACUGGGGGUGGAGAGGGUGGGAUAAGAAAGGGGUUGUUUUGGGGAGAGAUCCAUGGGAGGGGAGUGUUGAGGCUCAGGGUCCAAACAUCUCUAGUCCAGCGGUUCUCAAAGUGUGCUCCGUGGGGCCCUUGGGACUCGGCAAAGCAUCCACACUUUUUUCCUCCUCCUCCCCCAAGCUUUUCUCCUGGCUCUCUCUCUUUUAAUGAGUUUAUUGAUCAGAUGAACAUACAGUGAGCUUUUGCAAAAGAAAGAAGCCCCACGCCUGCUCUUGGGCCGAGCUUCUAUUUAUAUUGCCAGUCUUAACUUUCGUUUCCCAAGAAACUUUUCCCUAUUUGUGAGCAUGCGCCAUAAUGUCAUCUUUCUUGCUGGAGCAUACCUAUCGCAGCCCAUUAUGUCAGUGUUAGCUAAUUAGCCUCCUCGUUUAUUCCCGUCCCUUAUGAGAAGAUUUAUGCACUUUAAUCCCCGCUACCUUCCCCUGUGCUGAGCUUUGAAGUCUUUAGCAAAACAACCAGUUCAAUCUGUUCUUUUGAAGCUCUGUGCUGGGUUGUGUCUUAUUACUAUAUUUUAAGCUGAAUUGAAUGUUGCCGGAGUUGUAAGCCGCCUUGAGUGCCCCGUGGGGUGAGAAAGGCGGGGUAUAAAUGAAGUAAAUACAGUAGAGUCUCGCUUAUCCAACCUUCGCUUAUCCAACGUUCUGGAUUAUCCAACGCAGUCUACCUUUUAGCAGUCAAUGUUUUUGUAGUCAAUGUUUUCAAUACAUUGGGAUGUUUUGGUGCUAAAUUCGUAAGUGCAGUAAUUACUACAUAACAUUACCGUGUAUUGAACUGCUUUUUCUGUUGAUUUAUUGUAAAACAUGAUGUUUUGGUGCUUAAUUUGUGAAAUCAUAACGUAAUUUGACAUUUACAAAUGUUUCAAAACUCAUUGCAAAAUUAGGGGGCGCUGGUGUUUCAUUUCUGAAGUGUUUCUAAAGUCUCAUUAGUGAAAUGUUAUGACUAUAACGAGAGUAAUGAAAUUUUGUUACUUUUUCGUUCUGCUAAUUGCUCAAGUGGAGGAACUUCAGGGGCUUUUUUCUCCCUCAUUUUUACAGCUAUUGGGCUGAAGCUUGCUGCAAUUGUAGAACACAUUGACCACUGUGAGCCCAUCAAGUUUCAGAACAUUUCACUUAUCCAUGGAUUUUUGGAAAAUUUUCACAGUUUUUAUUAACAACCUUUUUAAUGUAUAAAAACACUACAAGAGCGAUCUCCUUAAAUUUUCUCCGCAGUGGCACAGGAUAACAGGGGAUCAUUCCCCCCAAAUUUUUGGAUUUUUAAAAAAGUUAUGACAAAAAAGCUUCUUUAAAAAGGGCACAAGAGCUAUGUCCUUGAAUGUCCCUCUCUCAUGUUAACCAACAGAACUUCCAUGGAGGGAUGUCUUCCCAGCUGAGCACAGAGAUUGACUACCUAGAAGUCUCAGCCAGACCUCCUUUUUGUAGACUCAACCGUCCAUGGGAACUCUGGCUGUGACGUAGGGACACAUUGCCCAAAGGCUUGGUCCCUUGGUCAAUGAAUGAGGGGGGCUGUUGCGAUGGAGGGCCGGGCUUUAGCACAGCUGGGAAAUCACCAACAGCAAUAAGAUCUACCAACCCAAAGGUGGCCAGUUCGAAGCCCGGGUCUGGGUGAGCACCCAACGGUCAGCCCAGCUCACUGUUUACCUAAGUAAUUCAAAAAUUUAGAGCUGUAAGUAGAAAAAUUAGGUAGCACUAAAAAGCCGGGGAGGUAUUUUACAACAUCAUGAUAAAAAAAAGACCAGAAAUGCCGGUGACCAAAAGGAAGGAGGAAGUUCUUAUGGCUCUUUGUCAUAGGGAAGGGAACAACAGCGCCCCCCUGUGGCUGAAUCCGAGCACAACCUCCAAGGUGCCAAAGCUGGAUUUCAAGGCAACAUACCUCCUUUCUGUCUGUUCUGUCCUGUCUGUCCAAAUGGCAUUAAAUGUUUGCCAUGUAUGUGUAUAGUGAUCCGCCCUGAGUCCCCUUGGGCAGAUAGGGCGGAAUAUAUAUAAAGUGUUGUUAUUAUUAUAUUGUUAUUAUCUCCCCUAUUCUGAUGUGAACAGAAUUCUGGAAAAUGUAGUUGAGAGCAGGGCCUAUUGCUUUCUCUGCCAUAGGGCUCUUCGCCUUCCCAAACUACAUUUCCCAGAACCCUGUGCUUUCUCCAUCUCUUUCCCAGCAAACUUGGCUUUCUCCCUGCUUCUUCCCUCUUCUAAAAGUGAGAGGCAAUUCAUUUAAAGAGGAAUGUCAGCCUUUUUGGCUUUGCUUUGCUUCCUUGCGCUGAAAAUAAAACUGACUUUGGAAGGCUUCCCAGGUUUACAAAAUUCAAACGAAAAAGUAUUGCGUAAGUUUCGAUUCUUGCAUCUCAGGUACAAAUUUAACCAAUUGGAUCCGACUCGUGACGUGUAAUGAAAAAUCUGCACACCUCUAAUAUAUGAAUCGCUCUAGGGAUUUGCCUUGGAAUGUGUGACUUUUAAAUAAUGGUUUUAAGAUUUAUAUGUUUUAAUUAUGUGAUUUUAAAGUAAUUAUUAUUUGUCAAAAAAAACGGUUAAUUUGAGACACAUUCACCUUCCGUCUCAAUUUGACUUCUCCUUCGGCGAUCUGGCCAUCUGCACAGUCACACAGAAAUAAACGCACACUUCCCAGCUGUCGGCUGAAACCAGCGGCUCUUGUCUUUAUUGAAGUAACAUACACUAUUUACAUAGUCUUGCUGGAGCAUAGCAUUCAAGCACCCGACCUUGAUAUUUUACCCUAUAUUAUGUAUGUUUGGCAUCUAUUUGUGCCUGUUGUGAGCCGCCCUGAGUCCCUUCAAGGUGAGAAGGAUGGGACAUAAAUGAAGUAAGUGUCGCAGCUAGCAAAUUGGGUUCCAAACUCUCAACCCCUUCUGCGGAAGUUGCACCCUUGUCCAAGGAGAAAAACCUCAAAACAAACUGUCCUUUGGUAAAGAAAGAUUUAUAUAAACAAAACAUACAAAACACAGUCCUUUGCUUUUAUCAGCAGCAAAAACAAAGCUUUCUUAUCUUCAAGCUUUAACCUUUGUGGUUUCUGGACUCUCCGUCUUCAAACCUCUUCAAACCUCUCUUCGGUUCUCCUUCAGUAGCUUUUCAGCAGCAAUACCAUCUUUGCCACCAUCACAGCAUCUUCAUAUUCACCUUCUCUCCUCUCACUCUACAACAACACCACAACAACACUAACACAAGACUUACUCAGACUCUAUUAAUAGCCCUCAAUCUUAAGCAGGUGUCUUAAUUGCUGCUGGUCAAACAUAGAUGGGACAUGAUUCUUGCAAACACUUAUUCAUUUUCACAUAAGAAAUGACCCAAAUAAUAUAAAACUCUGACAGUAAGUAAAUAAAUAAAUUGCAGCCUC
Molecule: messenger RNA, 5684 nt
Organism: Anolis carolinensis (green anole)
Lineage: Eukaryota; Metazoa; Chordata; Lepidosauria; Squamata; Anolidae
Product: E3 ubiquitin-protein ligase TRIM56-like
Exons: 1
Coding region: 1-2289 (762 amino acids)
Biological process (GO): protein monoubiquitination
Molecular function (GO): ubiquitin protein ligase activity; zinc ion binding
Source: RefSeq, a predicted model, not a curated record